AUGGAAACUAACAUGGGGAAUGAUGAAGCAUUUGAAGAUUACCUACGAAGAGCUGGUCCUGGAUGCUUUGCAACUAUGGAUAGUGUGAAACGCCGAUUGGCCGCCUGUGCAGGAGCCUAUGGCAGCCUAUUCAGGCUUCAACUGUACUUCUCCCAACCUCCAGAUACUAGGAAGUUCACCUGGUCACAGCCCAGCAUGGACGUUCUGUACACUGCAUUGAUACAAUCUCGCCUUUCCCGGUUCUUGCUCGACAAACCAGUGCCAACAGGUAUCACCAUUGAUGGAGAUUAUGAUGCUGGAAACAAUAUUUUUUUUGGAAGGGGGCAAUCUCCCUUGCUGACCGACAUGAAGAAGGUUUCCGACAACUCUGGACUGCUAGACAUAAUAAUGCAUAUAGCGAAGAAUCGAGAAAUCCAAAGCAGUGAACUCGCUCAACCCAGUGGAGAUGUUGCCCGGAUGCAAGCUGCAGAACGUGUGGCAUCUUAUGUCUUUCUAUAUAGCAAGGACGCACCGGACGAGUGGCCAGACGACACUCGAGCGAUGAUCCACGUUGCCAACACUCACAGGACACUUGCUACAAGCAUCCGCAUUCAGCUUGAAGCCUAG
This is a messenger RNA of Tremella mesenterica DSM 1558, 606 nucleotides long. RefSeq lists its product as uncharacterized. The transcript has a single exon. Bases 1 to 606 code for a protein of 201 amino acids. Lineage: Eukaryota; Fungi; Basidiomycota; Tremellomycetes; Tremellales; Tremellaceae. The record is from RefSeq and is a predicted model, not a curated record.